This is a messenger RNA of Lolium rigidum, 756 nucleotides long. Its product is annotated as stress enhanced protein 1, chloroplastic-like. The transcript is spliced from 2 exons. The record is from RefSeq and is a predicted model, not a curated record. The coding region runs from base 126 to 494 and encodes 122 amino acids. Lineage: Eukaryota; Viridiplantae; Streptophyta; Magnoliopsida; Poales; Poaceae.
GCGGCGUCCAAACGGCCAGCCAGUGGCCACUCACUUCGUCUGGUUCCGAGUUCCCCAACCCCAGCAACACAAAACCAAUACCAAGAAGCGAACGCGAGCUCAGGCCAGGACAUCGCAACUAUCUCAUGGCGUUCAUCUCCAUCCUACGCUCGUCUCCGGUGGCCGUCCCCGCGGCCUGUUCUCGCCGGCCGGCGCUGCGCUCCAACCACGGUGCCUACCUGCUUCGCGUCAGCUCCAGGGCCGCGCCGUCUCUGUCCGUGAGGUGCGAGCAGAGCGGCAAGCAGGGAGCCAGCGCCAGCGCUGUCGACGUGUGGGCGAGCCGCCUCGCCAUGAUGAGCUUCGCCGCCGCGGUCGUCUCUGAGGUGUCCACCGGCAAGGGCUUCGUCGAGAACUUUGGCGUGCCCACGCCGGCGCCGGCGCUGGCGAUCGUGGUGACGGCGCUCGUCGGCGGCCUGGCCGUCCUCUUCAUCACCCGGUCCGGCUCGCAACAGUGACGGGUUCGUCGUGCCCCGCUAGCAAGCGCAUGCUGGGACUUCAGAUGUUUCACUCAAUCACUCUCUUCGUGAUGUACCUUCGCACUCUGUCCAAGCUUAAUAUACGUCGGAAAUAGUUCGUGCAAAAUUAUAUACAUUUGUUUCCGUUAGUCAAGCUGGAUCGCCAACUAACCUUGUCGUUGCAGACACAACUGAUUCGCCAUGUCCGUUUGUGCUUGCGCAUUUCUCAAGAACAAACAUAUAUAUGUAAACAUUUUUGUCA